UGUGGCUGCUGCCCAAAAAUUAAAAAAAAAAGCAGUACUUAACCAAAAUUAUGCAAUAGUUAACAAACAAUUCAACAAGUGCAACAUGGUUUCCAAUACAUAAUAACAAUAAUAACUAUAAAAAGCAAAGAAAAAGCAACGAAAAGUGCUGCAAAAUAAAAGAAAACUUUAGUGUUUGUGUUAAUAAACAAUUUUGUUUGGUGAGCUAUGCUAACCAUGGAGGCGGAUAUGAAGGGCGGCAUAUUGCAUGCCACAAUGCCGCCGCUGCACGCUAGUGCCGCGCUGCAUGGCCACGCCCAUGCGGCAGCCGCCUCAAGCUACUCGGCGCUGGCGCCGCUCAUGAAUCUCGGUCAAUCGCAUCUAACGCACUCGCAGCUGAGCCAGCACAAUCAUCAUCAUCAUCAUCAUCACCAUAUGAGCGCGCACAUUGCUGCCAGCCAAAGCCCCAACAGCAGUCUCAGCAAUCCGCUUAGCUCGCUGCAGUCGAGCAUUGCCAAUACGCUGAACAACAAUCAACAGCAGCAGCAGCAACAGCAGCAACAGCAGCAGCAGCAGAGCUCGCCGCUGCACAGCUCCAGCGAACUGAGUCCAACGCAAAGCAGCAUUGGCAGCCAUCACAUGACCUCGCCUGUUAGCCACCAUCAGCAGCAGCAGCAGCAGCAGCAACAUGGACUCAUGGGCGCUGGCAGCGCGCUGAGCAGCAUGACAAGCAACAAUAACAACAAUAACAACAACAAUAGCGCAACAGCAAAUAAAAAUCAGCAACAUGCGGAUCGGGUAAAGCGACCAAUGAAUGCAUUUAUGGUCUGGUCACGUGGCCAGCGCCGCAAGAUGGCAUCAGAUAAUCCCAAGAUGCACAACUCAGAGAUUAGCAAGCGCCUGGGCGCGCAAUGGAAAGAUUUAUCCGAGGCAGAGAAGCGUCCAUUCAUCGACGAGGCCAAGCGACUGCGCGCCGUGCACAUGAAGGAGCAUCCGGAUUACAAGUACAGGCCACGCCGCAAGACCAAAACGUUGACCAAAACUAAGGAGAAGUAUCCAAUGGGUGCGCUAAUGCCAGGACAGCAGCCAGGCGGCGAGCCGGGCACACCAACGCGCUCGUCGCAGUCGAUGGCGCAAAGUCAAGCGCUGAAUGGCAGCGGCGGCGCCUCAGCGGCAGCAGCAGCAGCAGCGGCGGCAGCAGCAGCCGCACAGCAGGUGCGCCCCAAUCUGCAUCAAAUGGGCGUGCCCAAUGGCUACAUGCCCAACGGCUAUAUGCAUCCCGAUCCCGCCGGCUACCAGUCGCACUACAUGAGCCACAACUACGCGCCGCGCUACGACAUGGGCCACAUGUAUAAUGGAUAUGGCAUGUAUGACACCGUGGCCGGUGGCCAGACGUCACCCUACGGCAGCAGUCUGCAGCAGCCGAGCAGCCCAUCGCCCUACGGCCAGCCGGCGCAGCUAAAUGGCAACGGCUCGCCGGCGCCGUAUGGAGCGCAGGUCUCUUGCCAGAGCCACAGUCCCAGCGAUUCGAGCAUCAAAUCCGAACCUGUUUCACCCAGUCCCAGCGCCAUUGCAUUAAACAAUAACAACAACAACAACAACAAUCAUAUAAUGAAACGCGAGUAUGUUGCAGCCGCCGGACCAGGCAGCGAGCUGAAUCAUCUGAUGAACAUGUAUCAUCUGCACGAUGGACUCACUGGCGCGCCCGAGCAGCAGCGUCAUCUGAUGCACUACCAAACCGCCUCGCCGGACUUGCAGCAGCAGCAGCAGCAGCCCAACAUGCAACAUGUGAUGCAGCAGCAUCAAGUGCAGCAGCAGCAGCAACAGCAGCAUCAAGUGCAGCAGCAACAUCAGCAACAGCAGCAACUGCAUCAGCAAUCGCUGCGCGCAAUGGCGCCGCUUGCACAUAUGUGAGAAAUGGCCAACGCCUAUGGAGCCGCCGCCGCCGCUGCUGCUGCUGUUAAUGUGCAUGUGUCGCCGCCGUCGCCGACGCCCAUGCUGACGACGGCGGCGGCACAGCAGCAACAUCAACAGUUGCUCAAUGGCCGGCCAAGUCCGACGGCAUCGGGUUCGGGCUCGUCGGGCGGUCGCUCCUCGGCGCACUCGAGUGGCCAUCACACUGCCAAUGCGCAUUCACCCGCCUUGGCGGUCGCUGCUGUUGCCGCCGCCGGCGCUGGAGGUGUAUUCGUUGGUGGGCCCGCCGCUGCCGCUGCCACAGCGUCUGGCAUGCUGGACAUGCAACAGCAGCUGGAGGAGCAGCAGCUACAGCAGCAGCAGCAACACUAUAUGCAGCAGCAGCUACAUCAACAGCAGCAGCAGCAGCAGCAACAGCAGCAGCAUCAUCUACAGCAGCAGCAGCAGCAACACUUGCAACAUCAGCAGCAGCAGCAGCAUCAUCAGCAGCAGCUUUAUCAUUAUCACUCGCAGCAGCUGCAUGCGCAUGAGAGCAGCGCUGGUCUGUUGGAUAUAUCCACACUGUAAAUUAUUUAUAUAUAUAAAACACACACACACAUUAGCGUUAUUUGCAACAAACAACAUUAAACUAAACUUUAUGAUAAACUGCAUUUUAGCUUUAGUUCUAUGUGAAUUGUAAUUACGAAUUCAAAUUACACACGCUAAUUAAUUAUGUAUCUAAUUAUAAUAGCAGCGCAAAACAAAGCAUUUAAUAUUAAGCAUACGCACUGUUGUACCAUAAAAAACAAAACACACACACACACAUUCCAAACCUUCAACUUUUUCUUUCGCCCCCCACCCCCUCAAAACGACAAUUGUGUGAUACAAAAAAAUUGUUGCAUCUUAAUAUAAAAAACAAAAUUAACUUUCGUUGUAAAAAAUGUUUCAAGUAAAUU
Molecule: messenger RNA, 2828 nt
Organism: Drosophila busckii
Lineage: Eukaryota; Metazoa; Arthropoda; Insecta; Diptera; Drosophilidae
Gene: SoxN
Product: GATA zinc finger domain-containing protein 10
Exons: 2
Biological process (GO): anatomical structure morphogenesis; cell differentiation; positive regulation of transcription by RNA polymerase II
Molecular function (GO): DNA-binding transcription factor activity, RNA polymerase II-specific; RNA polymerase II cis-regulatory region sequence-specific DNA binding
Source: RefSeq, a predicted model, not a curated record